GGAGCGGCACAGACGUGAUCAUCUGCGAGGUUGGUGCGCUUUCAUGCAAAGCUUGUGAAUUAAAAAUAUACUAUACAACCUUCACAAUGCGCAUCUUUUGAGUUACCUAACCAAAUCGAGAGUGGAUCGGCGCGGUUUCGGUGAUGAAUUCCAAGUGAGAUUUAUUGUUGUUAUAGCUGCGUGUGUGUUUUGUGUUUUAGUGACGAUCACUCACUAUCGUUAGUGGGUCUGUCGAGUGACGAAAUCGAAUGCUGUUUUGAACUAUUUACUAGCGUAUACGCGGUCAGGGUUCACUCACCUGCUUGUAUUCGUUUCUCGAAGCGUUAGUGAUGCGAACGCAAGAACAGAAGUUUCCUCUGUGACUAAAAAUAAACACGGGGAAAUACAGCGAAAUCACAUCGCUAGCAAACGCAACUGGCAGCAGAAAAAUGUGUGUUCCUUCUUCCCCGUUUGGCUCAUCUAAAUAUAUAUUUAUGUUUGGUACAACAUCACUACGCGAGGAAAAUGCGCUCUUUGGUGUCGCGAGGAAGUGGAUUAAAACCAAUUGAAACGCGGAGAACACGCGCGCUUAUUUGGACACCGCUGCAUCGCGAAGAUAAGUUGACGCGCUCCGUCAGGAACCCACAGUGCUCCCCGCGUAUUGGCGCGUGAAAUAGUGUAGUUUCUGUUGUUGGAAGGAAUAGAAGCGGAAAACAGCAUCAUCGUCGGCGAAAGAUACCCUCGCCUUUGGAUCGUUUGGAUACGAGGACAGGGAAAGCAGCAUCAAACUUUGGCCCAAGCUAACGUGGAAAUGAACGUGAAAAAGUGAAUGUGUGUAUGCGCGAGAUGUGUCAAAGCAAACAAGCGAUCAAAGAAGGUGGAAGCAAAAAGAAAAGUGUUUAGAAGCUCGCAAAUUGAUGAGAAGAAUUUGCGUUUUAAUGUGGAAACGCGCAAGUAUGUGAACAUAUGCGCGAUUUGAAAGUGCAAUUUGAUUACUCGUGAGUGUGAAUAGAGUCUUGCUCUAGAAGAUUUACUGCAAUGUGAAAAAAGAAGAAGACGGCGGCGGAACGAUUAAAGUGAAGCUGAAGAGGAAAAGCCAAGUCUCUGGGCUCAGAUUCUGCCCGGCAGUGUGAAAUGCAUUCUUGUGCCACCGAGAAGAGUUUAAUGAAAGCACUAAACAAUUUACUGCGUCGAAAUGCUUGUUUACGACAUCAGUGCUGUUUCGGUGUAAUACGGUCGUAUCCAGUAGCGUUACAAAAUGAAAUUGUUCGUUGUGCUAGUUAACCUGGUGUUGUGCUUCAGUUUAGCAUAUCCACAAGUGGAAACCAGGACCGAUAGUGACGAAAAUUUGAUGAGCUAUGAAGAUUUAUUGAGUGAUAGCGAUGGAUAUUUGAAAAAGUCUAUAGCAGCACUGUUGGCACACGAUGGAAGCGAAAUUGUUUCGCCCAUGUCAAACGACGGACCGUUUGGCGACUAUCAACACCGAAUGCAGAACCAGCAACAGUAUGGUGGCCAAACUUAUCGCAAACAGCAAAGCCAACAACGUCCACAAAGCCCGAGCUUUGAUCCAAGGGAUGGCACACCCUACACGAGGGAGGUAGCAGUGAAGCAGGGUCGCCUCAAAGGCAUCGUUCGGAUAAUGCAUCCCCAGUCCGGACUGAAAAGUGUCGACCAAUAUCUGGGGAUCCCAUAUGCAGAGGCACCGGUCGGUUCAAGACGGUUUAUGCCGCCGAGUGCACCCAUCCCAUGGACUGGACUCAAGAUGGCAAUCAAGCUGUCUCCUGUCUGUCCACAGAAUCUGCCCACCUUGAAUAAUGUAAAUAAUAACUACUCGAAAGGCAGAUACGAUCAGCUGAAAAGACUGCUUCCAUAUUUAAAAGUUGAGAGCGAAGACUGUUUAUAUUUAAAUUUGUACGUGCCGAGUUACGAUGGAAUCGGACCGCAAGCGAAAUAUCCUGUUAUUGUGUACAUUCACGGUGAAUCGUACGAAUGGAACAGCGGUAACCCUUAUGACGGUUCAAUUCUCGCCAGCUAUGGACGGGUUGUUGUUGUAACCCUCAAUUUUCGUUUGGGCAUUCUCGGUUUUAUGAAGCCCGGGAUUAGCGAGCACACAACGAGCAAUUUUGGUCUGCUGGAUCAAAUAGCGGCGUUGCAAUGGAUCAAGGAAAAUAUCGGUGCAUUCAGCGGUGACAACAAGCUGGUCACGGUGAUGGGUCACGGGACUGGAGCGGCAUGUGUCAAUUUCCUGAUGGUUUCACCUGUUGCCAAGGGGCUUUUCCAUCGCGCCGUUCUUCUUUCUGGUUCGGCGUUAUCCGAUUGGGCAUUAACACAGCAUCCUUUGCAAUCGACGAUGCAAGUAUUGCAAGGUCUCAAUUGUCCGCUCAAUGGUGAUAACGACGAAGUUGCGGCAUGCUUGCGAAGGAAACGGUACAGUGAGAUUCUGAAUGUGAAAAUUGCCUCGCCGCAAUUUUCGACCCGCUUCGGGCCCAUUGUGGACGGAUUGGUGAUUCCAAACACUCCCCAUAAAGUGAUGGGUCAAUACAGCGACAUAUUUAGUGGAUACGACUUGCUUUAUGGAAUGACAGAACUGGAGUCGUACAACAUCCUGAACGCCGUUGCCCUAACGUACGGAUUGCUCGAAAACGAGCGAGACAAUUUACUGCGGUUUUACAUGCAAAAUCGUUUUGAAAUUCGCCCCGAUCUGGCCCUGGCAGCUACCCUCAAUGAGUACACCGGAAUCCUCACUGAUCCGAACAAAUCGCUGGCAGAUAUACAUCGAGAUACGCUGCUGGACAUUUUAUCCGAUGCUCGCGUCGUAGCCCCGAUGGUACAGACGGGUCUCUAUUUGGCCAAGGUUAACCCGAAAUGCUACAUGUACGUUUUUGCUCACAACAGCGAAGCCGGCGAAUAUGGACGGCUUUCACAAAGUGUGGUAGGCGAAGAUCUAGCGUACAUAUUCGGAGCACCACUUGGACCGGUGGGACCAUUCCAAAUUCAUUACAAUGCGCGAGAACGCCUUUUCUCAGAGGCUGUGAUGAAAUAUGUUUCCAAUUUUGCACAAACCGGAAACCCAAAAGCCCCAUGGAAAGAUCUUUUCCUCAACAUGAACCCCGAAGACUGGCGCUAUUAUGAUGUAGAUUGGCCAGAGUUUAACAGCGUGAACCAAAGUUUCCUACAUUUGGGAAUAGUGCCAGUUGGAAGUCGACACUAUCGUCAGCAGUACAUGAAGUUCUGGAAUCAAAAAUUACCGGAGGAACUAAAACGUAUCACUACUUCGAAGCCUUAUUCUUCGUAUUCAGAUUUUGUCACUCCGCCUGACAGGCGAUUAACAACGCCCAACCCAGAAUUUAUCACCGGUCAUAUCAAUUUGUAUCCAAUCAAAGUCGAUGUCGAAAAACCUACGGAAGAUUCCUUCAAAGCGUUGGUUUACCGAAUGAAAGAUUCCCAGGCCAAAGGGCCAGGAAUGUAUAGUGCGCCUGCUUUCUCGGUAGGAAUUCCGGCGGAAGCUCCAGCCAAAGAGGAACCGAAACCUGCGAAUGUGGAGCAAGAAGCAGACAAUACAGAUCUGAUGAAAAAUGAAGCUUCUCUCACGAUGCUAAUUGCUGUGGCGAUUGUGUUUUUGGUGUGCAACAUUUUCAUGAUUGGGGGCUAUGUUAUCAAACGCAACAUUGGCAACAAGAAGGUUAAACGAAAACUCGAUGAUAACACGCUGGAGAGCACUGCAUCAAUGAACGAAAAACGAUCGAAACUAAAUGACACUGAUGAGAGCUAUAUUGUGGAUGUGAUGCGAAAGUCUAAUCCGUACGAGCUUGUGGGAAAAGUAAACAAUUUCACGCUGCCACGACAGUUUAGUGGUGAAACAGUAGACCCCCACACAAAGGUUUGUGAUUGGAUAGCACAGGAUUAUCGAGCCGGCUGUCCAAAGUCUAACGAUGAGUGCGAUGGUGUUAAUGCAAUUUCGUCCUGUAAUAGUGACCAUUCAAACGUGCCGUAUAAAAUAAGUGUUGCUAUUGAUGCUACUCCGCAGGCUCGCAGUAACAGUGUAUUACGACAGGAGCCAAUUGAAAUCACCAAAGCCAAAUCGUUCGAAUAUGCAUUACCAGAAAAUUACGAGGAAAACGCAAGCCAGGAUUCACCGCGUGACUCCGACAUGCGACAGCAGUGCUCCACCAGUUCGGGAUCAUCAUACUCUUACAACGACUGCGACUACAACUCCGAACAAAAAAAGUCAAACCCGAUUUACAACAAUUACCCUUACCAGGAAGAAGAAAUAACCAGUUUUAUCCAAAAUGGUGAUAUAAACGUCACUUCCAGGGAGAAGAGUGAGGAGAAAGAACCUCUACCACCUGCAGAAGCAUUGAAGGUUAUCCAGCGUCGGAACUUCCCUAAAGUUCUGCCCGAUUACCCAAACGGAAUCGCUAGCAUUACAGCUUCGAUGAAGCGUCGCUCCUUACCACCACAAUCCUUCAUGCUCACCAAUUCCAACAGUCUGCGCCGAGACCUUUCGCGGCUUGUGCCAGCGCCACCUCCAAGGAUAUCGUCAACCCUCGGACGUCCUCCUUCGAAGCAUAGAGCCAGCAAUAACUUUCUCAGUUCUCCUCCAAUGAUGGCUGAGGAGCCACCCAUCGAGGAGGAACCACCGAUAGCGCUCAAUACACUGCAUGUGGGGCCUUUGCUACCAAAACACCAGGAAAACACUUACAUGACUAUGUCACGACAAAACUCUUCGGAGGUUGAACCAAAACCGUCGGGUGAAGAACCAAUUGUCGAUAUUAUAUGUAUAGAACACAAACCUGAAAAUCACUACAGCUACAUCAAACCUCCCAACACAAUGAAGGCGCCCUCGUCGUUCAAGUGUUCACCACCGAGAGAAAUUGACCGUUCUGAAAGUAGGAAUGAACUCUAUUCGGCUAUGGCCGGAUCGGUUUCUCGCCUUCCAAUUGUUCGACCUGAUAAUGACACUAUGCAUCGUGAGCUUAGUUCUGAUUCAUCGGCCACGGACACAACCUCCGGUAGCACAGGGACGAUUAAACAACUGUAGAUGCGAUGAGAGCUAGGCUCUGCUUAUUGAAUGAUAAUGUCACCGAAAUAAUGUAUCACUCUGCAAAGUAUUUAUUUAUCUUAGAUCCUUCCACAACCACUCCAAGAUAAUUCCGAUGAACUAUUUAUUUUACUACUGUUUGUAGUGUGAGCAAAAAAAUAUCAAAGAUACACGAGCAAUGUAUGAACUCAUUUGAUUUUGAUGAUGACUGUCGACGAUCAAAAUAAUUAUUACUUAUAUGAAGUUGUAAAUUCGAGGCACGCUAAUGGCUGACACAAAUAAACAACUCUCGGGAUGGGAUUCUCAUAGAAUGUAG
Messenger RNA from Toxorhynchites rutilus septentrionalis, 5336 nucleotides. RefSeq lists its product as uncharacterized. NCBI's taxonomy places the organism in Eukaryota, Metazoa, Arthropoda, Insecta, Diptera, Culicidae. The record is from RefSeq and is a predicted model, not a curated record. Gene Ontology annotation, biological process: presynaptic membrane assembly; postsynaptic membrane assembly; modulation of chemical synaptic transmission. Gene Ontology annotation, cellular component: cell surface; synapse; postsynaptic membrane. Gene Ontology annotation, molecular function: signaling receptor activity; neurexin family protein binding. Bases 1238 to 5020 code for a protein of 1260 amino acids. The transcript has 9 exons.